Strongylocentrotus purpuratus (purple sea urchin) is the source of this 1262-nucleotide messenger RNA. RefSeq names its product aqualysin-1-like. The record is from RefSeq and is a predicted model, not a curated record. The coding region runs from base 231 to 1262 and encodes 343 amino acids. Gene Ontology annotation, molecular function: serine-type endopeptidase activity. Lineage: Eukaryota; Metazoa; Echinodermata; Echinoidea; Camarodonta; Strongylocentrotidae. Gene Ontology annotation, biological process: proteolysis. The transcript is spliced from 8 exons.
UAGAUGCUCCCACUGAAAUACAAAUCUGUAAACAUACCACCAGGAGCACAGUAGACGACAGGACUGUAUCAUCUGGCAGCUAAGCAAGUAUAAGCACAGCGGUAAAUGAUAUACUUUGGAUAAUGAAGCAGAUUUUCGUAAUUUUGACUGCCUUUGUGGCAUAUUCGGCGGCAAGGAACGCGACACUUUACACAGUAGAGGAACCGAUUGAAGACCGGUAUAUAGUCGUAAUGCAGCCUGGGUAUGACAUGGUUCCGAUCAAGAAUCUUAUCCUAGGAGAUCGUUCAGGAAUCUUCAGUGGAGCCACCAUCAAGCACACCUACACCAAGGCCAUCCAGGGCUUCUCGGCUAAACUACCAGAAAGAGGUCUUAAAAAGCUGCUAGCCAGAGAGGAGAUUAAGUACAUAGCCCAAGAUGGUGUUGUUCGAAAGUCCUCCGUGGCAUCGUGGGGCUUAGACCGUAUAGAUCAGAACAAGCUACCUCUUGAUGGAAAGGCAGAUUUCAAUGGUGACGGUACAGGUGUGAAUGCAUACAUCGUCGAUACAGGUAUCUAUCCUGAUAGCCUUUACUUCGGGGGUCGAGCUACAGCUGCCUUCGAUGCUAUGCCCAGGCAGGGUGCUUACGGUAUCGACUGCAACGGUCACGGGACCCACUGUGCAGGAACUAUAGGAGCUAAUCAGUUCGGAGUGGCCCCGGGGGUUCAUCUCUUUGGAGUUCGUGUUCUAGAUUGCUACGGAACCGGAGCAACUGCCGACGUAAUAGCAGGUCUUGAUUACGUCACGAAAUCUGCCGAGCAGCCGGCCGUUGCUUCAAUGUCUCUUGGAGGUAGCUCUAAUCCAGCAAUAGAUGAUGCUGUGAGGGGUAUCAUCAAUGCUGGUAUCACUGUGGUAGUAGCCGCUGGGAACGUCAACGAUGAUGCGUGUUCAUACUCACCUGCUCGAGUUGAAGAGGCAAUUACCGUGGGUGCUACAGACACCAACGACGAUCGGGCAAGCUUCUCCAAUGACGGGAAAUGUCUGGACAUCUUCGCCCCUGGUGUUGACAUCCCCAGUGUAUGGAUAACCGGGCCAGAGGACACCCGUACACUCAGUGGCACAUCUAUGGCUUGUCCACAUGUUCCAGGUGCUGCAGCUAUAUCUCUGGGUAACGAUAGUGGAAUGUCGCCAUCGGAGGUGAAGACUAAGGUUCUGGAUGAUGCGACUAGUGAUGUGGUAACAGGCAUUUCACCUGACUCUCCAAAUCGUCUUCUUUACGUACCAUAG